Molecule: messenger RNA, 2850 nt
Organism: Rangifer tarandus platyrhynchus (Svalbard reindeer)
Lineage: Eukaryota; Metazoa; Chordata; Mammalia; Artiodactyla; Cervidae
Source: the annotation of a GenBank genome assembly
AUGGAGGAGGAGGAGUGGGGGGCGGCCAAGGAGUGGGGCACGACCCCCGCGGGGCCCGUCUGGACCGCAGUGUUCGAUUACGAGGCCGCGGGCGACGAGGAGCUGACCCUGCGGAGGGGCGACCGCGUCCAGGUGCUUUCCCAGGACUGUGCCGUGUCGGGCGACGAGGGCUGGUGGACCGGGCAGCUACCCAGCGGUCGUGUGGGCGUCUUCCCCAGCAACUACGUGGCCCUCGGCACCCCCGCCGCCCCCGCCGGCCUCCAGCUGCCCCAGGAGAUUCCCUUCCACGAGCUGCAGCUAGAGGAGAUCAUCGGCGUAGGGGGCUUUGGCAAGGUCUAUCGGGCCCUGUGGCGAGGCGAGGAGGUGGCGGUCAAGGCCGCCCGGCUGGACCCUGAACGGGACCCGGCGGUGACAGCAGAGCAGGUGCGCCAGGAGGCCCGACUCUUCGGAGCCCUGCAGCACCCCAACAUCAUUGCCCUCAGGGGUGCCUGCCUCAGCCCCCCACACCUCUGCCUGGUGAUGGAGUAUGCCAGAGGGGGCGCCCUGAGCAGGGUGCUGGCAGGGCGCCGGGUGCCCCCUCACGUGCUGGUCAACUGGGCUGUGCAGGUGGCGCGGGGCAUGAACUACCUACACAAUGAUGCCCCUGUUCCCAUCAUCCACCGGGACCUCAAGUCCAUCAACAUCCUCAUCCUGGAGGCCAUAGAGAACCACAACCUCGCAGACACGGUGCUCAAGAUCACGGACUUUGGCCUCGCCCGCGAGUGGCACAAGACCACCAAAAUGAGCGCUGCGGGGACGUACGCCUGGAUGGCCCCAGAGGUUAUCCGUCUCUCCCUCUUCUCCAAAAGCAGUGACGUCUGGAGCUUCGGGGUACUCCUCUGGGAGCUGCUGACGGGUGAGGUCCCCUACCGUGAAAUCGACGCCUUGGCAGUGGCAUAUGGCGUGGCUAUGAACAAGCUGACUCUGCCCAUUCCCUCCACAUGCCCCGAGCCCUUUGCCCGCCUACUGGAGGAAUGCUGGGACCCAGACCCCCACGGGCGGCCAGAUUUUGGCAGCAUCUUGAAGCAACUUGAAGUCAUCGAACAGUCAGCCCUGUUCCAGAUGCCGCUGGAGUCUUUUCACUCACUGCAGGAAGACUGGAAGCUAGAGAUUCAGCACAUGUUCGAUGACCUCCGGACCAAGGAGAAGGAGCUCCGGAGCCGCGAGGAGGAGCUGCUGCGGGCGGCGCAGGAGCAGCGCUUCCAGGAGGAGCAGCUGCGGCGGCGCGAGCAAGAGCUGGCCGAGCGCGAGAUGGACAUCGUGGAGCGGGAGCUGCACCUGCUCAUGUGCCAGCUGAGCCAGGAGAAGCCCCGGGUCCGCAAACGCAAGGGCAACUUCAAGCGCAGCCGCCUGCUCAAGCUGCGGGAAGGCGGCAGCCACAUCAGCCUGCCCUCCGGCUUUGAACAUAAGAUCACAGUCCAGGCCUCUCCAACCCUGGACAAGCGGAAAGGAUCAGAUGGGGCCAGCCCACCCGCAAGCCCCAGCAUCAUUCCCCGGCUGAGGGCCAUUCGCUUGACCCCCGUGGAUGGUGGUGGCUGUAGCACCAGUGGCAGCAGCAGUGGUGGCAGUGGGACGUGGGGCCGCAGCAGCGGACCCCCAAAGAAAGAAGAACUGGUCGGGGGCAAGAAGAAGGGCCGGACCUGGGGGCCCAGCUCCACACUGCAGAAGGAACGCUCUGGCGGAGAGGAGAGGCUGAAGGCCCUGGGAGAAGGAAGCAAACAGUGGUCAUCAAGUGCACCCAACCUGGGCAAAUCCCCCAAACACACACCCAUCGCCCCAGGCUUUGCCAGCCUCAAUGAAAUGGAGGAGUUCGCGGAGGCGGACGGAGGCAACAGCGUGCCCCCGUCCCCCUACACCACCCCGUCCUACCUCACGGUGCCGCUGCCCACCCAGCCCUCCCCGGGGGCGCGGGCGCCAUGGGAGCCGAGUCCGCCGCCCGCCCGGCCCGGGCACGGCUCCCGGCGGCGUUGCGAGCUCGCGCUGCUGGGCUGCGCCACGCUGCUGGGCGCCGUGGGCCUGGGUGCAGACGUGGCCGAGGCGCGCGCAGCGGAUGGCGAGGAACAGCGGCGCUGGCUCGACGGCCUCUUCUUCCCCCGCGGCGGCCGCUUCCCGCGGGGCCUCAGCCCGACCGGGCGCUCCCCCGGCCGCCGCGACGACGCGGCCCCCGGCCCGGGGCUGGCGCCCUCCGCCACCCUCGUGUCACUGUCGUCGGUGUCCGACUGCAACUCCACGCGUUCGCUGCUGCGCUCCGACAGCGACGAGGCUGCGCCGGCCGCGCCCUCCCCGCCACCCUCCCCACCCGCGCCCCCACCCAGCACCAACCCCCUGGUGGACCUGGAGCUGGAGAGUUUCAAGAAGGACCCCCGGCAGUCGCUCACGCCCACCCACGUCACGGCCGCGCGCGCUGUGAGCCGCGGGCACCGGCGGACGCCAUCGGAUGGGGCGCUGGGGCAGCGGGGGGCGCCAGAGCCCACGGGCCCCGGCCCUGGCCCUCGAGAUGCCCUGGACUUCCCCCGCCUGCCCGACCCCCAGGCCCUGUUCCCCACCCGUCGUCGGCCCCCCGAGUUCCCAGGCCGCCCCACCACCCUGACCUUCGCCCCAAGGCCCCGGCCAGCCGCCAGCCGUCCCCGCCUGGACCCCUGGAAAUUGGUCUCCUUCGGCCAGACGCUCAGCAUCUCGCCUCCCAGCAGGCCAGACACUCCAGAGAGCCCGGGGCCCCCCAGCAUGCAGCCCACGCUGCUCGACAUGGACAUGGAGGGGCAGAGCCAGGACAGCACAGUGCCCCUGUGCGGGGCCAACGGCUCCCGCUGA